This is a messenger RNA of Vanessa tameamea, 588 nucleotides long. Its product is annotated as chorion class CA protein ERA.1-like. Gene Ontology annotation, cellular component: egg chorion. Gene Ontology annotation, biological process: multicellular organism development; chorion-containing eggshell formation. Bases 51 to 512 code for a protein of 153 amino acids. Gene Ontology annotation, molecular function: structural constituent of egg chorion. The record is from RefSeq and is a predicted model, not a curated record. Lineage: Eukaryota; Metazoa; Arthropoda; Insecta; Lepidoptera; Nymphalidae. The transcript has 2 exons.
AUUGCGACAUAUCAAUUCUAUGUAUAAAAAGUAAAUAUAUAAACGCUUACAUGCAUCCUCAUAGUCAUUGUAUAUUCAGCUACUUUGAAUACGCACCAAGCAUCAUGUCUACCUUCGCUUUCCUCCUCCUCUGCGUCCAAGCUUGCUUGGUUCAGAAUGUAUACAGCCAGUACAUCGGUGGUCCUCUUGGAUGUGGAUGUGAAGCAGGUGUGGCUGGACCCUUUGGCUACGGCCGAGGCUUUGGUAUCAAUGGUUUCGGCUAUGAAGCCGGUCCCAUUGGUCCCGCUGGUUACGGAGUGGGCCUUGCUGCCCCAUGCGGUGCUGCCUACGGAGGUGCCGGUGUCGGUGAUGUAGCUGUAGCUGGUGAGAUGGCCGUCGCUGGUAACACCCUGGUCGCUGGUCAAGUGCCGAUCCUCGGUGCCGUCGAGUUCGGAGGCAUCGUGCCAGCUGCUGGAGCUGUCUCCAUCGCCGGUAGCUGUGGUUGCGGCUGCAAUGGUGGCUAUAUCUACUGAGUACAAAAUUGAUUAACAAAAACAUGAUUAACGGAAAAAAAUGUUUUCUGAGCGCAAUUAAACAAUGUCAUUGGCA